AUGAUUCACUCAGAUCAAAUGUGGAACUGUCGUUGGAAAUGGAAGCCAAGUUCUCUUCCGUUCUUCAUAGCUCUGUGUCUUGUGUAUGUUCCUCUUUCAGUGUGGGGCUGUGCCAACUGCAGAGUCGUCCUAUCCAACCCUUCUGGGACAUUUACUUCUCCGUGCUAUCCUAACGACUAUCCUAACAGCCAGGCUUGCAUGUGGACCCUGCGAGCCCCCACUGGCUAUAUCAUUCAGAUAACGUUUAAUGAUUUCGACAUUGAAGAAGCUCCCAAUUGCAUUUAUGACUCAUUAUCCCUUGAUAAUGGAGAGAGCCAGACUAAAUUUUGCGGAGCAACUGCCAAAGGCCUAUCGUUUAACUCCAGUGCGAAUGAGAUGCAUGUGUCCUUUUCAAGUGACUUUAGCAUCCAGAAGAAAGGCUUCAAUGCCAGCUACAUCAGAGUUGCUGUGUCCUUAAGGAACCAGAAGGUCAUUUUACCGCAGACACUAGACAGUUAUCAGGUAUCUGUUGCCAAAAGUGUCUCUAUUCCAGAGCUCAGCGCUUUCACUCUCUGCUUUGAAGCAACCAAAAUUGGCAAGGAAGACCAUGAAUGGACAGCCUUCUCCUACUCAAAUGCGUCCUCCACACAGCUACUCGGUUUUGGAAAGGCCAAGAGUGGUUACUUUCUUUCUAUUUCUGGCUCAAAAUGCUUCCUAAACAGUGUGUUACCUGUAAAGGAUAAAGAAGACAUUUUCACAGAAAGCUUUGAGCAGCUCUGCAUCACUUGGAAUAAUUCUCUGGGCUUUAUUGGUGUAAAUUUCAAAAGAAACUAUGACGCAGUUCCCUGCGAUUCUACCAUUAAUAAAGUGAUUCCUGGAAAUGGGAAAUUGCUGUUAGGCUCCAGUCACAAUGAGAUUGCCUCUCUAAAAGGGGACAUUUAUAACUUUCGACUUUGGAAUUUUACCAUGAAUUCCAAAAUCCUCUCUAACCUCAGCUGUAAUGUGAAAGGGAAUGUGGUCGACUGGCAAAAUGACUUCUGGAAUAUCCCAACCCUAGCUCUGAAAGCAGAAAGCAACCUAAGCUGUGGUUCCUACCUGAUCCCACUCCCGGCCACAGAACUAGCCAACUGUGCAGAUCUGGGGACCCUCUGCCAAGCUACUGUAGACUCUCCUAGUACUACACCACCCACUGUCACCACUAACAUGCCUGUUACUAAUAGAAUCGAUAAACAAAGGAAUGAUGGAAUUAUCUUUAGAAUUUCCAUAGUGAUUCAAAACAUCCUUCAUCACCCUGAGGUUAAAGUACAGAACAAGGUGGCAGAAUGGCUCAAUUUAACCUUCCAAAAUUGGAACUACACUGUUUACGUGGUCAAUAUCAGUUUUCACCUGAGCACUGGAGAGGACAAGAUUAAAGUCAAGAGAAGCAUUGGAAAUGAUCCAAGGUUGGUGAUUUGGGCCCUUCUAGUUUACAAUGCUACCAACAAUCCCAAUUUAGAAGGAAAAGACAUUCAACAGAAGCUCUUAAAAAAUAAUGAGUCCUUGGAUGAGGGCUUGAGGCUAUAUGCAGUGAGUGUAAAACAACUGGGUUUAUGUUAUGCCGAUGAGGAUCCCAAAGGCUAUCAAUGGCCACUCAUCCCACCCUCUGUAUACAACUUCCCUUGUCCAGGGAAGCAAGGCUUUUAUGCUUCAAGGACAUGUUACCGUGACCUUGCCAACACAUCUUUAGCCUACUGGGGGCCUCCUGACAUCUCUAAUUGUUCAAGGGAAGCAAAUGAAGUAGCCAACCAGAUUUUAAAUUUAACUGGUGAUGGGCAGACCCUAAGCUCGGCCAAUAUUACCAGCAUUGUAGAGCAGGUCAAAAGGAUUGUGAAUAAAGAAGAAAACAUUGAUAUAAUGCUUGGUUCAACUUUAAUGAAUAUAUUUUCUAAUAUCUUAACCAGUCCAGACAGUGACUUGCUUGAGUCUUCUUCUGAAGCUUUAAAAACAAUUGAUGAGUUGGCCUUCAAGAUAGACCUAAAUAGCACAUCACGUGUGAAUAUUACAACUCGGAAUUUGGCGCUUGGAGUAUCGUCCCUGUCCCCAGGGACAAAUGAAAUUUCAAAUUUUAGCAUCGGUCUACCAAGCAAUAAUGAAUCCUAUUUCCAGAUGGAUUUUGAGAGUGGACAAACCGAUCCAUUGGCUUCUGUAAUUUUGCCUCCAAACUUACUUGAGAAUUUAAGUCAAGAAGAUUCUGUACUAGUUAAAAGAGCACAGUUUACUUUCUUCAAUAAAACUGGACUUUUCCAGGAUGUAGAAACCAAGAAAGGUACCUUAGUGAGUUAUGUGAUGGCAUGCAGUAUUGGAAACAUUACUAUCCAGGGUUUGAAGGAUCCUGUUCGAAUUAAAAUCAAACAUACAAGAAACCAGGCAGUGCCUCAUCCCAUCUGUGCCUUCUGGGAUCUGAACAAAAAUGAAGGUUCUGGAUUUUGGAACACAUCAGGAUGUGUGGCACACAGAGGUUCAGAUGAGAGCGAGACGGUCUGCUUAUGUAACCACCUCACACACUUUGGAGUUCUGAUGGACCUUCAAGGAACUGCCUCACAGAUAGAUGCAACAAACACCAAAGUUCUCACCUUCAUCACCUAUAUUGGGUGUGGGAUAUCUGCCAUUUUUUCAGCAGCAACUCUGCUGACAUAUGUUGCUUUUGAGAAAUUGCGAAGGGACUAUCCCUCCAAGAUCUUGAUGAACCUGAGCACAGCCCUGCUGCUCCUGAAUCUCCUCUUCCUCUUGGAUGGCUGGAUCACUUCGUUUCACGUGGAAGGCCUUUGCAUGGCUGUCGCUGUCCUGCUCCAUUUCUUCCUUCUUGCAACCUUUACCUGGAUGGGGCUAGAAGCAAUUCACAUGUACAUUGCCCUGGUUAAAGUAUUUAACACUUACAUUCGCCGAUACAUACUGAAGUUCUGCAUCAUUGGCUGGGGUCUGCCUGCCUUAAUCGUGUCCAUUGUUCUCGCAAGCAAAAACCAAAAUGAGGUCUAUGGAAAAGAAAGUUAUGGAAAAGAACAAGGCGAUGAAUUCUGUUGGAUUCAGGAUCCAGUCAUAUUUUAUGUGACCUGUGCUGGGUAUUUUGGAGUCAUGUUUUUCCUGAAUGUUGCCAUGUUCAUCGUGGUCAUGGUGCAAAUCUGCGGGAGAAACGGCAAAAGAAGCAACCGGACCCUGCGCGAAGAGGUUUUAAGGAACUUGCGCAGUGUGGUCAGCCUGACGUUUCUGCUGGGCAUGACGUGGGGUUUUGCUUUCUUUGCCUGGGGACCCUUAAAUGUCCCUUUUAUGUACCUCUUCUCCAUCUUCAAUUCAUUACAAGGCUUAUUUAUAUUUAUUUUCCACUGUGCUAUGAAGGAGAAUGUCCAGAAACAGUGGAGGCGUCAUCUCUGCUGUGGUAGAUUUCGGUUAGCAGACAACUCAGACUGGAGCAAGACAGCUACCAAUAUCAUCAAGAAAAGUUCUGAUAAUCUAGGAAAAUCUUUGUCCUCAAGCUCCAUUGGGUCCAACUCAACAUACCUUACAUCCAAAUCUAAAUCCAGCUCUACCACCUACUUCAAAAGGAAUAGCCACACCGACAAUGCUUCCAUGAACAAGUCCUUGUCCAAAUUGACCCAUGCCGAUGGAGAACAAACAUCAAUCAUCCCCGUCCACCAGGUCAUUGAUAAAGUCAAGGGUUAUUGCAAUGCUCAUUCAGAUAACUUCUAUAAAAAUAUUAUCAUGUCAGACACCUUCAGCCACAGCACAAAGUUUUAA
Molecule: messenger RNA, 3750 nt
Organism: Puma concolor (puma)
Lineage: Eukaryota; Metazoa; Chordata; Mammalia; Carnivora; Felidae
Source: RefSeq, a predicted model, not a curated record